Xylaria bambusicola is the source of this 1054-nucleotide messenger RNA. RefSeq names its product ribosomal protein L31e-domain-containing protein. The transcript is spliced from 3 exons. Gene Ontology annotation, cellular component: cytosolic large ribosomal subunit; ribosome. Gene Ontology annotation, molecular function: structural constituent of ribosome. The record is from RefSeq and is a predicted model, not a curated record. The coding region runs from base 221 to 583 and encodes 120 amino acids. NCBI's taxonomy places the organism in Eukaryota, Fungi, Ascomycota, Sordariomycetes, Xylariales, Xylariaceae. Gene Ontology annotation, biological process: cytoplasmic translation.
ACUGAUUGGCUCGUUUACCGAGAUUUCUCCAUGCCCUCAGCUUCCCACACUUGGUCUUGGGUUUUUUCUCGAUUUCGCAAGACAAUCAACAACCAACCUAACGCCCGACCUUUCUCGACAACUAACCCCAGACACCAACAGCAGUAAGCACGCCGCCCAACUCACAUCGAACGAGACCUCGCCAAUUGAACCGCCCUACUGAUUUUCGAAAUUACAGAAAAUGUCGUCCAAGGGAAAGAAGCCCGCCAAGUCCGCCAUCGAGCAGGUCGUUGCUCGCGAGUACACCAUCCACAUGCACAAGAGACUGCAUGGUGUGACUUUCAAGAAGCGGGCCCCUCGUGCCAUCAAGGAGAUCAAGGCUUUCGCCGAGAAGGCUAUGGGUACCUCCGACGUCCGCCUCGACCCCCAGUUGAAUAAGAAGGUCUGGGAGCAGGGUAUUAAGGGUGUCCCAUACAGACUACGCAUCCGCAUCAGCCGUCGGCGAAACGACGAGGAGGAUGCCAAGGAGAAGCUCUACAGCUACGUCCAGGCCGUCAACGUUAAGAACCCCAAGGGUCUCGUGACGGUUGUUGUUGAGGAAUAAGCGAAUCAAAACGAAACGGCGCAAAGCAGAGCAAAAAACAAGGGUCUUUUCUUCUCAAUACAGGAAGACGGAUGAAGAAGAUACCUGGAUGGGCACGCUUUAUGUAGGGCAUGGUUUCGGAGUUUCUCCUGGCUUCAUGGAAUUUAGUCUCGCUAGUCGACGAAUCAAGACAUGUGAGCACCUACGAGCUCGACAAAGACAAUCGCCCUGUGAUGAGUGGGAGGUGGCCAGCAGCUACUUUGCCUAGGUCAUGCUGGUCCCGUGCAGUAAUGUUAACACAUAUGGGUUGCUGAGGUGUCCGUGUCUAGUGGAACCUUACAUCUCACAUCGCUCGACCAAAAUAGGCCUGAGAGUUUCUUGUAGUUAUCACCUGCAAAUCACAUUUGACGCACGACAUUUGACGCACGACAAGAUAAUCGAGAACUUUAAAGGUCAUGGUGAUGUGAUUGACAAGUAGACUUGCUGUCUCUC